Molecule: messenger RNA, 3432 nt
Organism: Rhodotorula toruloides NP11
Lineage: Eukaryota; Fungi; Basidiomycota; Microbotryomycetes; Sporidiobolales; Sporidiobolaceae
Product: alpha-mannosidase, glycoside hydrolase family 38 protein
Exons: 22
Coding region: 1-3432 (1143 amino acids)
Biological process (GO): mannose metabolic process; oligosaccharide catabolic process
Cellular component (GO): fungal-type vacuole membrane
Molecular function (GO): alpha-mannosidase activity; carbohydrate binding
Source: RefSeq, a predicted model, not a curated record
AUGGCCAUGCACGGCCCACCAUCGCCUCCGUCAUACCCGAUGAUCAACAACGACGGACCUCGCGCACAGCACUUUCGCGGGUUGACCCUCGGCCGACUGGACCAGUUCGAGUACUCCAACUACCCCAACAUCACCUCGGUCCUCUUCCAGCACCGCACCGAUGACCCUCAGCACGUCCAAUUCGAGGUGUGGCACUCGCCUGGGAGGGAGAAGACGCCCUUCAAGGAGGCGAUCAGGAAGAAGUUCGUCAAGGCCGAGAAGGGGAUGAUGCUCGGGCCGUCCUGGACCAACCACUGGUUCCGCGUUACCCUUAGCCCUCCCUCUUCCUGGCUCACCUCCUCGCACCCUCCCGAGCGCAUCCAACUCGAAUUCGACCCCUCAUGCGAAGCCAUGAUCUUUGAUACCGAGGGCUGUCCGUUGCAGGGCAUCACGGGCGGCUUUGGGAUCGAUAGGAGGGUCGAGUGGUUGGUCCCGAGGGAGCAGUGGAAGACUGGGUUGAAGAUCUACAUCGAAGUCUCGAACAACGCCAUGUUUGGCAACGGAUCGACCGAGACCAACGCUCCGCCUGACAUGAACCGGUACUACCGCCUGAACAGCGCGGAUCUUGUUGUCCCAAGGAUGGAGGCGUGGCGUCUGCUCUGGGACUUCCGCGUCAUCAAGGACCUCGCGCGCUCUUUGCCUGACCGGUCGCCGCUGGGUGCGAAGUGCCUCGAAGUUGGGAACGCAAUCAUGAACACCUUCAACCCCUCAGACCUCGCCACCCUCUCCACCUGCCGCGCGCUCGCGGCGGACCUCUUCGGCGGCGAGGAGUGGACGCGCGAAGGAGGAGAGGCGAAGGUUUACGACAAGGGCAGGGAGAGCGUGACGAGUUGGGCGAUUGGGAAUUGUCAUAUCGACACCGCGUGGCUCUGGCCCUUCUCCGUUACGCGUCAAAAGACCGCUCGCUCCUGGUCGACCCAACUUGACCUCAUCGCUCGCUACCCCGAACACCGCUUCGUUGCGUCGCAGGCUCAGCAGUUCAAGUGGCUCGAGCAGGACUAUCCCUUGCUUUUCCAGAAGGUUAGGAAGGGCGUGCAGGAGGGGAAGUUCAUCCCGAUCGGCGGCAUGUGGGUCGAGUCGGACCAACUCCUCCCUUCGGGCGAAUCCCUCGCGCGCCAAUUCCUCUACGGCCAGCGCUACUUCCACUCCCGCUUCGGACAGUACUGCAAGACUUGGUGGUUGCCCGACUCGUUUGGGUACAAUUCGGCCAGUCCGCAGAUUGCGAGGUUGGCGGGGUUGGAGUUCUUCUUCACCCAGAAGUUGUCGUGGAGUCAGUUCAACGAGUUCCCGAACACGAGCUUCCGCUGGCAGGGGCAGGACAAGACGCAGAUGGUCGUCCACAUGUGCCCGCAGAACACGUACACGGCCCAAGCCUCGGUCGACGAUGUCCUCAACACCUGGCGCAACCACAAGUCCCUCCAGUCGCACCCUACCGGCCUCCUCACCUUUGGCAACGGCGACGGCGGCGGCGGACCCCUCGCCCCGAUGCUCGAGAACCUCCGGCGCUGCCGGGCGGUUGCGAACAACGCCGAGAUGGGCGGAGGCGAAAUCCCAAAGGUGCAUAUGGGCGAGGGGGUAGAUGAGUUUUAUGAGGACCUCGUGGAGAGGACGAAGGAAGCGGAGAAGCUGCCGGUUUGGGUUGGAGAGUUGUACCUCGAGUUGCAUCGCGGGACGGCCACCUCGCACGGCUCAAUCAAGCGCCACAACCGCAAGACCGAAGUUCUUCUCCACGACCUCGAGUUCGCCGCAACCCUUGCGACCGUCUUCAACGCCCAGACGAAGAGCGGCAAGACGUAUGCGUACCCGAAGGACGAGAUCGACGCGUUGUGGGAGGACAUGUUGCUUUGCCAGUUCCACGACGUCCUGCCGGGGAGUGCGAUCGGCAUGGUCUACGAGGAUGCCGAGAAGAUCUACGCCAACGUGACCGAGAAGGGCUCGACUCUCCUCGACGCCGCCCUCUCCGCCCUCCUCCCCGGGUCAGUCUCGCUCGCCUCGUACCCCUCCUCGUCCUUCGGCUUCGACUCGUCCCUCGCCGCGAUUGACACUCUCGCCCUCGGCACCCGCCGCGAACUCGUCAAAGUCCCGCUUGCCGCCGCUCGCGCGCUCGACGAUGCAGCUGUCCAGCGCAGCGCGGACGGUGAGGCAUACAUCUUGUUCGAGUCGACCAAGGAGGGAGAGACGUUGAUUGAGAGACCGGUCGGGAUGGAGGAGGUCAUGCGGCGUGCGAACGAGCUGACUUCGCGAGCCCGCUCUGUCGGUGACGACUUUGUUCUCUCGACUCCCAAGCUCCAGGUCACCGUUACGAAGGACGGUCGCAUCUCGAGCAUCUUCGAUAAGGAGCUCGAACGCGAGCUCAUUCUGGACGGCAAGACGGCCGGCUUCGUCAUCUUCCAAGACCACCCGCUCAACUGGGAUGCUUGGGAUGUCGACGCCUUUCACCUCGAGACGAAGAAGGAGGUCGACGCCUCGUCCGUCAAAGUCAUCGAGGACGGUCCGCUACGCAGCUCGCUCCUUGCGACCUACCACUACGGCAAGAGCGUCAUCAAGGCCACCAUCUCGCUCGACGCUGCGGCUCCCUCGACUAAAGCCGACGCGCUCAGUCUCGUCCGCUUCGACGUCCAGGUCGACUGGCAUCAGCGCCACGAGUUUCUCAAAUGGGAGCUCCCGCUCGCCAUCACGCCGACUGGCGAUGUUGCCACCUUCGAGAACCAAUUCGGCCUGUGCCAGCGCCCAACGCACCGCAAUACGACCUGGCAGCGUGCGCAGUUCGAAGUCUGCGGGCACCGCUACGCCGACCUGUCCGAGUUCGGCUACGGCGUCGCGCUCGUCAACGACUGCAAGUACGGCCACGCAUGCGAGAACAGCACUCUGCGCCUGUCACUCCUCCGUGCAGCGACGAUUCCGGACGCCGAGCAGGACCAAGGCCAGCACCGCUUCUCGUUCGCUGUGUACCCGCACCGGGGAGCGUUCGCCGAAUCGGACGUACCGGACGUCGCGCGCGCGUUCAACUACCCACUUCACAUCCGUCGCUUGCCCGGCAAGUCGAGCAAGAGCCCGAAGGAAGGUCCGUUCUUCUUCACAGGCGCGCGCAAUGUCAUCCUCGAUACGAUCAAGCGCGGCGAGGACGACCACUUUGGUGCGAAGAGGAAGGGCGAGAACGAGACGGUCGUCUUGCGCAUGUAUGAGGCGUAUGGCGGUGCGGGCAAGGUCAAGCUCGAGGCGAAGCUGCCCGAGGGAAGGAAGGUCGUCAAGGCCGAGAUUGUCGACCUCCUUGAACGCCCCAUUGACUCGCUCAACGUCCUCGCAAGCGACUCGUCCCCCUCCUCGCACUCGAUCGACAUCCCUCGCCUCCGCGCCUUCCAGAUCCUCACCGUCCGUCUCACCCUCGCCUGA